Molecule: messenger RNA, 10701 nt
Organism: Haliotis rubra (blacklip abalone)
Lineage: Eukaryota; Metazoa; Mollusca; Gastropoda; Lepetellida; Haliotidae
Product: helicase domino-like
Cellular component (GO): Swr1 complex
Molecular function (GO): ATP-dependent chromatin remodeler activity; ATP hydrolysis activity; histone binding
Source: RefSeq, a predicted model, not a curated record
AUGCAGAGAGGUGAUGUAAAUGAGGCCCUAAGACAGCAACAUGCAGCAAGUGGAGGUGGAGAUGCAGCAACAGCAACAACUGCUACCCCAGCAGCCCAGCAGAAUGUGGGAGUUUCUCCAGGGACAUUGCCCCAAACUCAGUAUGCCCUCGCUACUCAGCUCCAGGCCCUGGCCGGCCAGUCAUCACCUGCCACUAUUGAGCUCAAGCUGCACCCUCGACCGGGAGCACACCCUCAAACUGUCACUGUUUCCCAGGCAGCACAGAGACUGCUAAGCCCUGUACAGAGCCUGGUCUCGGCUGCCACUCCAACCUACCAAGCAAGGACUAUCAAUGUUCUGCAGAGGCAGCUCAGCGGACAAAGUAUUGUUGGUCUGUCAGCUGUACCUACUCAGGGCUUGCCUCAGAACUUGACUGCCUCCCUAACCCAACCCGGUAUUGCCGUGGUGACAACCACCCAAUCUUCCGAUCCUCGGCAAGUCCAGCGCUCUGUGUCUUUCACUCCUGUUAGCACUGUUAGUGCAUCCGGUGGCACCAUCCACCACCAUGGUCAGAGCCCUACACGGGGUGCCCCACUUGUCUCCAACCUCCCUCACAACAUAAUUAGUAUGAACGUCAACCAAGCUGCACAAAUUGUGCAGAGAAGAAGUAGCCAAGGGGCUGCUUCCAGUAACACAGGGACACCAGUAACAGGACGGGUAGUGCUUGAUACCCGGCAACUCUUGUCCCACCCCCUGAGUCACAUCACAUCAACAGUGACAAGGCACGUGCAGAGCACAGGGCAGCCACCAAAGAAAAAGGCGAAAUUGGAGGAACGACCGCCAGCUACCCCUGAAAUAGCUCAGCAAAGAAAGAUGAUACUUGAUGCAAAGUAUAAGGAAAUGCUGGAGAUAAAAGAAAACUAUGUUGAACAUUUGACAGAACUAUUUUUCCUUCAGCAUGGAAGGAAUUUGAUGGACUAUCUAGCUUGGAAGAAAAGGCCAACCCCUCAACUUGUUGCUUUCUUAAAAGCUGGGGCUUUAGACAGUGAUGAGGAAGAGGAACACUUACAAGAAAAAAGAAUCAAUGAUGAGGUGAAAGUAUUGACAAGUGCUGGGAGCAAUGUUCCUCUUGCAACACCUGUUGCAAUCUCAACAACACUUCCGCCCUCUGUGUCAGCGUUGAGUCAACAAGGGUCAGAGAGCAAGUUGGGUCAAGGGAGACAACCUAGUACUCUCCUACCCCGCACCCAGUGUGCUGCACAACCUUCCCUUGCAGCUACCCCUGGAUCUGCUAUACUGGGUUCUUUGGGUGGUAACACAGCAGUGACAACAGCAACGCCUCACAGCGGCACAAGCAACACCGCCGUGUUGUCAUCAACAUGUGUGGCCUCGUCCCAACUUCAGAUGCAGCUUACAAAGAGCAUACCAGAGAAGCAGCUUCACAUACAAACCACUCAAGCUAUUAAAACUCCAAUCACUUCAGCGGGUCACACUGUUGCUGCGCCUGCUCGACUUCCCAAGUCCCCAACCUCUCCUCGACUACAAACCCGACAGCAAUCCAUAUCAGCUGUGUAUGACAGCACAAUAGGUUCUCAAGAAGCAAUUGUGGAAAGAGCCAAACAGGAAGCACAAGUGGUUCAACGGGUCACUGAACUGCGGAAAGAUGGCAUGUGGACAGCCAGGCGUCUCCCCAAAGUUCAGGAACCUCAGCGAAACAAAGCACAUUGGGACUACCUCUUGGAAGAGAUGACAUGGCUUGCUGCAGAUUUCAUUCAAGAACGCAAGUGGAAGAAAGCUGCUGCUAGAAAAAUUGCCCGCAUGGUCCAGAAGUACCAUCAGGACCAGGAGCAGAAGGAAAUUAAGGCCGAGAAAGAAGAAGCACUCAAGCUAAAGAAGAUUGCUGGUCAAAUGGCAAAGAGUGUCAAAGAAUUUUGGUCUAACAUUGAAAAGGUAGUGCAAUAUAAACAACAAAGUCGACUUGAAGAAAAAAGGAGAAAAGCAUUAGACAUGCAUUUGAACUUCAUAGUUGAUCAGACGGAGAAGUACUCCACAUGGCUUACAGAGGGACUGCACACAGCCAGCAGCGCGGCAGGAUCAUCUGUGGCCACUUCGCCUGAACAUUCCAGUGAGGGAGGAGACGUGGAGUUCGAACCACAGGGAACCGCUAGUGAUGAUGAAGAAACAAUUGAGAAAGAAGAAAAUGAAGCAGGGAUUGACGAGGAAGCAGAAAUGAAAGAAUUAGAAGAAUUGCAGAAGGAAAGUGAACUGCCUUUGGAAGAACUUAUUAAGUCUUUACCUCAGGAGGUAUUGGAAAAGCCUGCAAGCAUUCAAGAUGAAACAGGAAAUGAAACUCCCCAAAAGUCCAAAGAAUCAAGGGGAAGUGAUGAAGAGUUCACAGCUAGUGAAGAUGAAGGGGAUUUAGAAGAAACAAUAGAAGAACAGGAGAAACAUGAAAAGAAGAAAGAUUACAAGCGGGAACUUGAUGAUUUAGAAGCUGAAGGUGAAAUGUCAAUGGAAGAACUAGUGAAUAAAUAUGCAGGUGCAUAUGAUAGUGACUUUGAUGUGCCAGAAGAAAGUUCAGAAGGAGAGACAUCUGAAGAUGAUUCAGAUGAUGAUAUAGAAGCUCAGAGUGACGAGGAUGAAACAACAGAGGAGGAAGAAGAGGAGGAAGAGACUGAAGAAGAAGGAGAAUCCUCUCAGCCACAGGAAGAUACGGGUCUGGAGUUCCUACUCAAACCUCAGGGAGAGGCCGAGAAGUCUCCUGUCAAGCAAACGGAUACGGAGACUGGCCCAGGGAAGGAAAUAACAGACAUAGCUGCAGAAGCCCAGAGCCUGCAGCCCAAAGGCUACACUCUUGAGACAACGGAGGUUCGGACGUCGGUCCCCUUUCUGCUGAAACACACAUUGAGAGAGUAUCAGCAUGUUGGCCUGGACUGGCUGGCAACCAUGCAUGAGAAGAAGCUUAAUGGCAUUCUGGCUGAUGAAAUGGGACUUGGCAAAACCAUUCAGACAAUAGCAGUGUUGGCCCAUCUUGCCUGUGAAAAAGGUGUCUGGGGCCCUCACCUCAUCGUCGUCCCAACAAGUGUUAUGCUGAACUGGGAAAUGGAGUUCAAGAAAUGGUGUCCUGCUUUCAAAAUACUCACAUACUAUGGAAGCCAGAAGGAGAGGAAACAGAAGAGAACGGGAUGGACCAAAACCAAUGCCUUUCAUGUGUGUAUCACGUCCUACAAACUGGUGGUGCAGGAUCACUCAGCCUUCAGGAGGAAGAAGUGGAAGUACUUCAUCCUGGAUGAGGCUCAAAACAUCAAGAACUUCAAGUCUCAGCGAUGGCAGAUGCUGUUGAACUUCUCAAGUCAGCGCCGUCUUCUGCUUACGGGUACCCCCCUGCAGAACAGUUUGAUGGAGUUAUGGUCACUUAUGCACUUCCUGAUGCCGCACGUGUUCCAGUCGCACAAGGAGUUCAAGGAAUGGUUCUCCAACCCACUCACAGGGAUGGUGGAGGGCAGUCAGGAGUACAAUGACAGUCUAGUCAAGAGAUUACACAAGGUAUUGCGGCCUUUCUUGCUGAGGAGGUUGAAAGAUGAUGUUGAGAAGCAGAUGCCAAAGAAAUAUGAGCAUGUUGUCAUGUGUCGGCUGUCGAAGAGACAGAGGUUCCUCUAUGAUGAGUUCAUGUCCCAGACAAAAACGAGGGAGACACUUUCCCAAGGCCACUUCAUGAGUGUGAUAAAUGUUCUGAUGCAACUGAGGAAGGUGUGCAACCAUCCAAACCUCUUUGAUCCAAGACCAAUAAUUUCACCAUUCCAAAUGAGAGGAAUUGCAUACACAACAUCCUCAUUAGCUGCAAGAGCCUUGGAAUACGACCCAUUCAAGGAUGUUGAUCUGCGGUCGCUGUACCCGAGUCUGGCGGAGAUGGAGCUCGACCUUCCUGCUUUCAUCGCCCACAGAGUGAAAAAACUGCAAACACCACGGCGACUGAUAGUGGAGAUUGACGACCAACCCGACCCACCGCCCAGACUCAAACCUGGGAAACUGAAGCCUCUCACCUUCAGAAGUGUCUCACCAGCAACACCUCAGUCUGGUCGCUCUUCUCCCUUGGUGCCAAUCAGCCAGGCGAGAUCUGCUUCUCCAGUACAAUUGGUGCGGACAGUAGUGCGCAGUUCGACACCAAGUCAGAUCCUGCAUCCAACUCCAGUGCAAACAUCUCAAGGUGCUGUUCCCGAUUAAACUGGCAUUGUAAGCCAGGCUCAGUCAACAGCGACCACUACAACUACAGCCCCUGUUGUGCAGUCUCUCGCUGUCUCCCAGCCCCAGUCUCAAGCCACAGCCCAGACAGUCACUAUAGUCUCAUCAGCAAGUGUAACUUCAGCCUCUGCCGUGCCCAUGCAAGCAACAAUACAGGCAAAAGUGGUGCCUCAGCAGUUAUUACAAGGCGUGUUCCACUCAAGUUCUUCAUCUGUGAUACCUUCUCAGCCCAUUACUGUUCAGAUUCAGCAAACAGAACAGGGUACCAGACUGAUGAUACCCACCGGCCAGCUGUCGCAGUUGCCAGCCGGACUCAUCCAAAUAGUUCAGACAUCGUCUGGUCAGCAGUUAAUAGCCACGUCCAGCCCUGCUGCUCCCAUACAGCCUGUGAUACCUGUACAAAAUGUUGUGUCUACUGCUUCCUCGUCCACUGCCACUUCAUCCUCCACUGCAGCAGCCACCACCUCUACCACCUCCUCCUCUAUUGCCAGCUCCCCUAUGUCAGCUAAUACGACAGUUACACCAACCGUUACUCAAGUGAAGAGUGUGCCUGCCGUACAGCUGCCAUCCGGUAGCAUCCUCUCAGCUCAGAAACCCAUCAUGAGGGUCACCCCAAUGGCCGUCAGCUCAGAGGGUAUGCCUUUCACAAUAAGAGCUAUCACGCCCGUCACAACCAUCUCUUCCAGUACCGCUUCCACGGCAACAGUUACAAAAGUUGUCCCCAGUACUAAUGUACGGCCUUCAGCCACUGUGGCUCAGGUCAGUGUGGUCGCCAGCAAACCUUCCGAUUCCAUAGCCCCAGUUGUUAUGGCAACAAAAAGUGUUCCAGCUGAUGACCAACGGGAGCGGAGGCUGAAAGCAGAAAGAGCAGAGGAAAAAUCUGAAUUGUUUUUGCGGAGUCUGAGGGUAAAGAAACACGAAAGACGGAAAAACAAGCUGGAAUAUAUUUCAAAUAUGAAUAAGAAACAUUGUGAGAUGAAGCCAGUGUAUGGACAAGAUUUGUGUGAGGCAGUGGAUGUGACCCAAUCUUUAUCAAGGACCCGUGUUGUUGACAAUCUGUGGCAUGGGCUUGGUUAUGUACAGUGUUUGUGUGCUCAUCAUUGUCAGAAUCCAGAUCACCCAGACUUUUACUGGCAACAGUCGGAUAUAUUCAAGGAAUUAAUUCACACUCCAGAACAGUAUUUACAGGAAUUGAGGGACAUUCUCUCUCGGUACUUGUUCGUCACUCCAUCGGUGGUCGCUCCCACCAUAAAGAUGCAUGUUUCUCAUCCCUGUCCAUCAGCUGAGCAAGCCAAGAAGAGAAUGUCUUUCAUGCUGCAUCAGGAAGUCUCACCCCAAACAGCAUGUCUACACAGUCUUUCAACAAAAAUGAUGGUCCAGUUCCCAGAGCUCAGGCUUAUAGAGUAUGAUUGUGGUAAGCUCCAGACUCUGGACAUACUGCUCCAUCGGUUGAAAUCAGGAAGUCACAGAGUCCUCAUCUUCACCCAGAUGACGAAGAUGUUGGAUGUGUUGGAGGCCUUUCUCAGCUACCAUGGUCAUCGAUAUCUCAGGCUGGAUGGCACAACCAAAGUAGAACAGAGACAGGCAUUAAUGGAUCGGUUCAACAUGGAUCGUCGUAUUUUCUGCUUCAUCCUGUCAACAAGGUCUGGCGGCAUUGGCGUCAAUCUGACAGGGGCAGAUACUGUGAUAUUUUACGACAGUGACUGGAACCCAACCAUGGAUGCCCAGGCUCAGGACAGAUGCCAUCGGAUCGGUCAGACCAGGGAUGUUUCCUCUUGUAGACUCAUCAGUGAGAGAACCAUUGAGGAGAACAUUCUCAAGAAAGCAAAUCAAAAGAGGUUAUUAGGUGAUCUGGCUAUUGAGGGAGGCAACUUCACCACUGCAUUCUUCAAGGAGCACACAAUCAAGGAACUGUUUGAGGAACCGUCUGGUCUUGACGCACUAGCCAAGGAGAAACAAGCCCAGGCUGCCAUGAAACAAGUGAAGGAACUUCAUAAAGAACCUCCCAAGAAACUGCCCGAAGGAGAAACAAAUGUGCUGGCACAGUUUGAACAGGCUCUGUGCAAGGCGGAAGAUGAGACGGAUGCUAUUGCGGUGAAGCUUGUGAAAGCAGAACAAAAGGCAGAACUGGCCGAGUUUGAUGAAACCAUUCCUUGGGAUGAGAAAGAGGCUGAAUCUAAGAAAGAUGAUGAGGUUUCUAAGGUUGAGCUGGAGCUGGCACAGCUGGACAAGGAGCUGACCCCUAUCGAGCGGUAUGCUGUUGGCGUGAUGGAAGCUGAGAUGGAACCAGAGACCAUUGAAGAACUCAUGAUUGCAGAGGAGGACAUCGAGAAUUCCAAGAAGGAAUGGGAGCUUGCUCGGCUGAAGGCGUUGAAGGAGGAGGAAGAACGCCGCCUUGAACUAGAGGAAGACGAGAUGUUGUACACAUACUCUCGGGAUGAUGCAUAUAACCAGGUGUAUGUAUCGGACUUGGGACCAGAAACGAUGCCGAUGUGGGCACCACCAACACCACCAAAGGACGACAACGACGUGUACAUCGACCAGACAAUGUACUUCCUGUACGAGCCAGCGGUGAUGACGGAGACGCAGCUCCCACCUGUGUAUGUGAGGAAGGAGCACAAGAAGCCACGUAUAGAGACUGUCACCACUCGCAAACAGAAACAACGAAAAGAAGAACAGCCUCGUGUUCCACGUUCCCUGUUUGAUCGGCCAACUGCUGCCUUGUUAAAGAUGAGGAGAGAAGCCAAGCUGCAGAAGCUGAAGCAAGGCUUAAUCAAACCCUACCGUCCAGCAGCACCCGCUGUGCCAAGCAAGCCUGUCCUCGACACUGCACCAGACCACCCAGAAUGGCUCAUUCAUGAGGACUGGGCACUUCUUCAGGCUGUGCAGACGUUGUUGAGUCUGCCACUCAACUUGAUGGUGGUGGCCCCCGCACACAUUCCAAACUGGGACCUCGUUGCCGAUGUUGUCAACAGCUGCAGCCGAGUGUACCGCUCCCCCAAACAGUGUCGUAGUCGCUACGAGAACGUCAUCAUCCCCAGGGAGGAGGGCAGGAUACUGUAUGAUAUCAGCCCUCGGAAACAAAAGAAGACGAAGGGGAUAUACAAGACAAAGAACAACCGUCCAAUGCGAACCAGCCAACUGUAUAUCCAAGACAGCAACAACUCCGUCACCAUGCUGUACUCCCUCCGCUUCGACUCCGUCAAGGGCAUCGCUGGCAAGAGGCCCCCGACGCUGAGACAGACCCUGGUCAACCCCACCAUGAAGAACCCGAAACACGCGGCAGUGCUGCAGGAGAGUGGCAUCAUCUAUGACACCCCUCUGACACCCCUACAGGUGGCAGCCAACAGGGCUGAUCGAAUUGCCAGGGAGAAGAAACAGAGCCAAGUUGCAGCUGCUGCAGCGGCGGCCGAACAGCAGCUUGCAGCACAUCGAACACAGCAAGCUCAACAGCAGCAGCAACAACAGCAGCAGACCGGGACCGUGGUACAAGGCACCAGUACAACCUCAACUCCUGUGGUGCCUACAGCUCUCCAGGCCUCGCACCUUCAGCCUCUCGUCUCCGUGGCAACAGCUUCAACUAACGUCAUUCAGGCUGGAGCGGUGCAGAAGUUGCCAGUAUCCAUACCACGCACCCUCAGUGCUGGCAACAUCGUUGUCAACACCCCAGCUGGAAUGACUAGUACCUUCGCUGCCAUCAACAAACGCAUGAGUCAGGCCAAUUCAACAAUCGCCGUGACAGGCAACCUGACCCAAGCUGUGCGGGCGCGAGCACCAGUGGCUGUCCAUGAGAUAACAACUGUGACGACACAGCCUGGCCAGGUGGCUGCAGGUGUCCCAACAGCUACAGCAACUCUGCGGACAGCAACAGCGUCGACAAACCUUGCCCAUGCCCAGCUGGCAACGCAGCGAAUACUCACAGGCACCACUGUUACAGGCAAAGGUAAAGCCACCACGGUUCAGCAGCAGUUGAAUCAAUCGGCUCUGAAGAACUUCUCACAGCAGCAAAUCAACAUCCUGCGUCAACAGCCUUCCAUCGUCCGCCCGCAGAACCCCCAGCAGACCAUCAGGACACAGAAGCUCAGCAUCACCACUGACCAAAUGAGGCAACAGAUCAACAAGCGUCCAAAUGCAUUAGUUGGACAACAGAAGCUGAUCAGCACGCCACAAGCUGCUCUCCUCACGUCAGUUGCAACAAAGCAGGGAAUUUUGAAGCAGCCUACGAUGAAGUUGACGGAUGAACAGAUGCUGGCAAUUCGCAGAACGAAGACUCAGCAGGGUACAGCCGGAGCACAGGCAGGGCAGAGUCAGUUACAGCUGCAGGUCACGCAGCCUCAGGUCAGACAGAUCAUUCAGGCCCAGGUGCAACAGGUGGCCAACCAGACAGCCACCUCACAGACCCCCGUGGCCACCCUGGUCAAGUCUGUGUCAGCACCGGCAGGCACCAUACCCAGUGUUACCAUCCCAGUCAGCAUCAAUGUCAGUGUCGGACAACACAAAGCAGGUGUCGCUCAACGUGCCACAGUGAGCCAGCUCCAGCAGCAGCAGCAACAGCAGAAGAUGUACCUGACCCAACAGAGGAAGACUCCACAGGGCCAGAAGGUUACCACUCUGGGACAGGCGCAGGUAGCCAAGACUCAGCAGAUCCCCCUGAUUAUCCCCCAGCAGAAGGGGGGCCUUCCGUUCACCGGUCAGCUCCUCCACCAGAUCGUCAAACAGCAACAGCAGCAAGGCCAAGGGGCCACCAUCCAACAGAUCAUAACGCAUGCUUCCCAGCAACAACCUACCAUCAUCGCCACGGUAACACAGGGCCAGGGGACACAACCCCUGGUAGCUAAAGCUUCUGUGGGUACCCCCACUGGCCACAUACAAACGUUACCUGCAGCCAGUCCCAUCACGGUCACCCAAGUCACGUCGGCCACGGGACAGCAUGCUCCUAUAACACUGAAUGUUGCAACACCAGUGUCACAGGCCACGGUUGUGAAGGCUCUUACCGGUGAGCACGCAACAGUUCAAGUACAGCAAGCUGCUUCACAGCCCAAGAUAACCACCAUCACCCAGAGUCUAGUGUCUCAGCAACUUCAGCAAGUUUCAACUGCACAGAUUCACCAGAUCCAGGCCUCAGCGUUGCAGACGUCUGCAGCAGCGUCCCAACCAGCCACCAUCCAGGUGCACAGUCCCAUGGUGACGCCGCAAGCCUCACCCUCCCCGGUCCCCACACAAGUAACUCAGACUAUUCCACAGGCUGCUACUAUUGCUACUGUGGUUACUCAGCCUCAGCAACAGGGAGUAGCAGCAGUUGGCCAGGCAGCUCAAGCCAAACCCUCACCCUAUGCCAUGAGAACACGCACAAGGAACUGAGUGCAACACAGCAUCAGAUUCUAAUGUAUAUGCAAACAGUUCAGAUUAAUAGAUCUCGAUAAAACUCUUGUGGAACCCUUAAAUAAACACAGGGAAGUUACAGCAUCAGCAUUUGUUCCAUCAGUUCUGGGAGUUGAGACUUACAAUGCAGUGCAUUGAUUUCUGAAACAAGUGUACAAUAUGGCUGUCAUGCUUCCCUGGACCAUGUUCAUCGAAGAAAAGCACAACCAUUCCAUUCACGAUGCUGUUGUGCCCACUCAACUAUUGAUUCAUUCAUGCACCAUUAGCGUAGUGUGUUCGUUGUGUAGUAAAUUCGUCCAUUUAUAGAUCUGAAACCAAUGUGCUAAGUAGCAUAGAUUAUUGUUUUAUCCUUAAAGGAUAUACACAUCUUGUAGACUGUUCAUGUUCCGAUGUGUGAGUAAUUGUGUGUGGUAGAUUUCAGUUACGUUACAGAAACAUUCAGUUACAGUUGAAUUUGAACUGAUUUCCAUCUGUGUAAGUUUUGACGAGGUUGUGUGUUGAAAUGUCUCCUAAUGGUGCUGAAGUUCAGUAAUGGCAGCAAAUAAUCUUGUGGCAGUGAUACGUGGACACUGGAUCUAUGAACUUAUGAUUAUGUUACUACUUAGUUGUGAUGUUAAUGUGACAGUUGGAUGGUGUUAAUUUUUCCCUGGUUGAGAUGUCUGAAUGAAGGCCACAUUCACCACAUACCAAAACAAGCAUGUAUUUCCCGGGUAUUUACAGGUCAGCCAUAUGUGUGUACCUUCACAGUAUGUGUCCAAGUACUGACUGUUGUCCACACCAGCUCUCCAGGACAAGUUCGAUGUUGGAUACAUCACAACAAAGUAGAACAUGUAGGGAGGCUGAGGCACAAGACUGAGAUUCAUACUAAUUUAUAUAAUUAAUUAUUCAUUUUAAAACAAGUUGUUUUUGAAAGAUUGUGGUGAAAAGUAACUGAACGGAUGUUUGAAAUUUCUCAGUGUAAGAUGUUGAAUUGUAAUUGCUUGUAAAUAAGACACAAAAUAAUCAUUAGUGAGAAAACUGCAAAGUCAGUCACACUUGUUUACUACAAAAUGAAAGUAUAACACUGAAAUAUAUUUUUGAACUUUGCUUUGGGCACAU